AAAUUAUAUUACCGACCUGAAGGUUAUUACCAAAAUGCUAAAAGAUUGCAAGAUGCUUGUAGGAAGGCUAGAUAUAACUUUCCACUUGUUAUGAUAAAAAAAUGGCUUGAGUCUCAGAAAAUGUAUCAAAUUUAUCGUUCCUUACCAAAGAAUGCACCUUAUGCUAGUUAUUCUAGAAUCUCAAAACCUAAUUGUAUUCAUCAGUGUGAUUUAAUUGAGAUACCUUAUGAUGAAAAUGAGUAUAUAAAUUUAUUGAAUGAAAAUAACGAAGUUGCAGAAGCAUUUAAGAGUAUAUAUGAUAAUCCUAAUAAUCCCCUCAACUGGCCUCGAAAACUACAAUGUAAUAAGGGCACUGAGUUUAUGGAAUAUGUGACUUUAUUAAUAUAUGAACAUGGUGUUGAAAUUCGAAGAAUUAUAGCACGUUUCAGAUAUACAAGCUUGGCUAUAGUCAACUGUUAUGCUGGAUUAUUCGAAUUAACAGUUUUUAAAAAUCAGUAUGCGAUAGAAUUUCUCUUACCUACUGGUGAACGCUGUAGAGAGU
Dentiscutata erythropus is the source of this 541-nucleotide messenger RNA. The record is from the annotation of a GenBank genome assembly. NCBI's taxonomy places the organism in Eukaryota, Fungi, Glomeromycota, Glomeromycetes, Diversisporales, Gigasporaceae.